CAUGGCCGGGAAGACUUUGACCAGCUUUGAGACUUUGAGUCUUCGAUCUUUGUCUCAUCCAUCCAUACUACGGGCCAUCCAGCCCCUUGAUUACAAAAUCUCACUCCACACCACAUGUGAACACACCAAAUCCAAGAACACCGCCGCACAAAAUGGCAAAAUUCGGCACCUACGGCUACAAUCCUCUCCUCCGAUUAUCGCUCGUCCUUCUACUACUCGCCUCCAAUUCGAUCUCCGAUUCGACGGCGCAGCUCCCCAACGCCGGCGAUCUCGCCAAGCUCCGUACCAUCGCAAAAGACUGGGGCAGCCCGGCGGCGCUGAGCCCAUGGGCCGCAGGCAACUGGACCGGCGUUACCUGCAACAGCAAUGGCCAGGUCACCGCCCUGUCCUUAACGAAGCUCCACGUAGGCAACCCGAUCCCGGCGGCCUCCAUCUGCAGCCUCGAGCAGCUCUCCUCCUUGGACGCCUCCUACAACAACCUCACGGGCGAGUUCCCCACGGCGCUCUACGGCUGCUCGGCGCUGCAGUUCCUCGACCUGUCAAACAAUCAGCUCGCCGGCAGCCUCCCGCGCGACAUCAACAAACUGUCGUCGGAGAUGCUGCACCUCAACCUGUCGGCCAAUGGCUUCGUCGGCCAGGUUCCGUCGGCCAUUGCGGGAUUCCCCAAGCUCAAGUCGCUGCUGCUUGACACUAAUGGCUUCAAUGGCAGCUACCCGGCCGAGGCCAUUGGGCAGCUGCCGGAGCUUGAGACACUGACGCUGGCGAACAACCCGUUCGCGCCGGGGCCUAUCCCCGACGCGUUCGGCAAGCUGACUAAGCUGACACUCCUGUGGCUGUCGGGGAUGAACCUGACCGGCAGAAUCCCCAGCAGCCUGUCGGCGCUCACGGAGCUCUCGAUCCUGGACAUGUCCGUGAACAAGUUGCAGGGCGAAAUCCCCGAGUGGAUAUGGAAGCUUCAGAAGCUCCAGUACAUAUACUUGUUCGCCAACAAAUUCACCGGCCGGAUCGGGCCGUUCGACGCCGCCGCGAGCAUGCUCCAGCUCGACCUGUCAAGCAACAGGCUCACCGGACCCAUACACGAGACCAUCGGCAGCAUGAAGAACCUGAGCUUGCUGUUUCUGUACUACAACUACAUCGCCGGGCCGAUCCCGGCGAGCCUCGGGCUGCUCCCGAACCUCGCCGACAUCCGGCUUUUCGAUAACAAGCUCUCGGGCCCUCUGCCGCCGGAGCUCGGGAAGCACUCCCCGCUGGGAAACUUCGAGGUCUCCAACAACCUCCUCUCAGGGGAGCUGCCGGAGACGCUCUGCGCCAACAAGCAGCUAUUCGACCUGGUGGUGUUCGGCAACGGAUUCUCCGGCGCGUUCCCGGCGAGCCUCGGGGACUGCGACACGCUGGACAACAUCAUGGCGCACUACAACCGCUUCGUCGGCGAUUUCCCGGAGAAGAUAUGGUCGUUCCCGAAGCUCACCACCGUCCAGAUUCACGACAACAGCUUCACCGGCACUCUGCCCGCGAACAUAUCGCCGUUGAUCUCAAGGAUCGAAAUGGAGAACAACAAAUUCUCCGGUGCCGUCCCGACGUCUGCGCCGGGGCUCAAGGUGUUUUGGGCGCAGAAUAACUUGUUCUCCGGCGAGUUGCCGAGGAACAUGAGUGGGCUCUCCAACCUCACCGACCUCAACCUCUCCGGGAACCGUAUAUCAGGCUCGAUUCCGGCGUCCAUCCAGUUAUUGGGAAGGCUGAAUUACCUCGUCCUGAGCAAUAACGAGAUAUCUGGGCCGAUUCCGGCCGAGAUUGGGUCUCUGCCGGCGCUCAACAGCCUUGAGCUCUCUAACAACGAGCUCACGGGUACCAUACCGCCGGAAUUCGGGAACCUACAUCUCAAUCUUCUCAACCUUUCUGACAACGCGCUCACUGGCGAAGUCCCGCCGUUGCUGCAAAACCCGGCAUACGAACAGAGCUUCCUCGGGAACCCUCUGCUCUGCGCCCGCGCCAACGUGAACAAGAAGAUGAAUCUUCGGGCGUGCGAGGACGGCUCCAGCCGUAAUGGCAAGUUAUCCAUGGAACUAACCAUCGUCUUCUCCUUGCUCGCCUUGUUGGCGUUGGUCGGCGCCGUGGCGACCGGGUGUUUAAUAAUCCGGCGGCAGAAGCAGAGGAAGGAAGACGAUCUGAUCGUGUGGAAGAUGACCCCGUUCCGCGCCGUGGAGUUCUCGGAGCGCGACGUCGUGACCGGCCUCCGGGAGGAGAACGUGAUCGGCAGCGGCGGCUUCGGCAAGGUGUACCGCGUGCUCCUCCCGGGCGGCGCCAAGGACGCCGGGGCUGGAGCUGUGGUGGCCGUGAAGAAGCUGUGGAAUGCCGCGGGGAAGAAGUCGGACGCGAAGCUGGACAAGGAGUUCGAGUCGGAGGUGCGGAUCCUGGGCGACAUCCGGCACAACAACAUCGUGAGCCUCCUCUGCUGCAUCUCGGGCGGCGCCACGAAGCUGCUGGUGUACGAGUACAUGGAGAACGGCAGCCUCGACCGCUGGCUGCACCGCCGGGAGCGCGGGGGGGCGCCCCUCGCGCCGCUGGACUGGCCCACGCGGCUGGCCGUCGCCAUUGACGCCGCCAGAGGGCUCAGCUACAUGCACCACGAGAGCGCGCAGCCCAUCAUGCACCGGGAUGUGAAGUCGAGUAAUAUCUUGCUUGAUCCGGGCUUUCGAGCAAAGAUCGCCGAUUUUGGGCUUGCGAGGAUGCUCGUCAAGUCCGGCGAGCCCGAGGCCCUGUCCGCCAUCGGCGGCACCUUCGGCUACAUGGCCCCAGAGUAUGGGUACAGGGCAAAGGUGAACGAGAAGGUGGACGUGUACAGCUUCGGCGUGGUUUUGCUCGAGCUGACGACUGGCCGGGUGGCGAACGACGGCGGCGCGGACUGCUGCCUUGCGGAAUGGGCGUGGCGGCGGUACAAGGCUGGCGGGCAGAUGCGCGACGCCAUCGACGCCGACAUUGUCCGGGGCGGGGCAUUCUUCUUGGAUGACGUGGUGUCAGUGUUCAUGCUCGGGGUGAUCUGCACCGGGGACGACCCGGCGUCGCGGCCGUCCAUGAAGGAGGUUCUGGACCAGCUCCUCGGAUAUGACCGCACCUCCAGCGUGGCUAGCGCGUGCCGGGACGAAUACGGCAAGGAAGAUGGCGUGGUGCAAAAGGGUCGUUACGAGGCGAACAAGAAAGGAGAUAUGCAGGGGAAGGACGUGAUGGAGGCCCGUGCGGCGUGGAGCGGCGGUGAGGAGGACAGCGGCAACUUCGUGGCGCAUCCCGUUUAAAGGCGUGUAUGCCGUAAAUUGUGUCUGGUAGGAGUAGCUAGGCGGCGGUGUUUCGAGGCGCCAUCGGCGGCGCGGACUUCUGCUGCGGAUCCACGCCAUCGGCGGGGCGGCCUGUGACUGGCUUCUCCAGCGGCGCAGGGACGGCCUGGGGUGGCGCGAUCUGGGUUCGUGGUGCGGUGGCUGGUCCUGCAGCGGGGCGGCGUGCCUUGGCGGAUCUCCGCCAUCAGCUGGUGGCGGCGGAUGUGCUGGCUGCGGCCGCCGUCCGGGCCGGGCAACGGAGGGCUCUCGCCGUCGGAUCUAGUGGCUUGCGUUGUCGCCGGCUUUGGAGAAGGCGUGAUGUCAUGGUGUGGGUAUGGUACCGGGGUAAACCCAUGCUCUGGAGAAGGCGGUGACGUCCUUGGACGUCUCUACCCUUAUUUAAGGCGUUGUCGAGGUACAUCCACAUCACCCCCGAUCUUGGUUACCGGGCAAAAACCCAAAGUCAUCAGACUGCGCGGUGGCGGCGCUAGUGGCGUCGCUCUCCCUCUUAGGGCAUCGUUGUUGGGAACACUAGAUUUGCGGGUUGGUGUGUCUUGGUUGGUGGAUCCUUGUUGGGCGUGUGCUUGCCUCUGGAUUGCGUCAUCGAUGAGGUGUGGCAAGGUCAAUGAUUCGAUCAUAGUCUUAAAAAUGGGUAGGUGGAAGCGGUGGCGGCUGAAUCUGCAGCAUGUGCAUAUGGCGCACGCUGUGGAUUUGCUGAACUGGUUGUGCCUUCGUGGCCUCCGGAUUUGUUGUUAGAGGGUGGUAUGCGGUCAGGACAUACGGCCCCGAGGUCACCCCUUUCAUUGGGCUUGUAGACAUAGAUUGGUGGUUUUGGAUUGUUUUGAUCGUUGUAUUUAUUUUGUCAGGUUUGCUAAUAAAUAAAUAAUAUUUCGUUGUGUACA
Brachypodium distachyon (stiff brome) is the source of this 4210-nucleotide messenger RNA. Its product is annotated as receptor-like protein kinase 5. Gene Ontology annotation, molecular function: receptor serine/threonine kinase binding; protein kinase activity; ATP binding. Gene Ontology annotation, biological process: protein phosphorylation. Bases 153 to 3290 code for a protein of 1045 amino acids. NCBI's taxonomy places the organism in Eukaryota, Viridiplantae, Streptophyta, Magnoliopsida, Poales, Poaceae. The transcript is spliced from 2 exons. The record is from RefSeq and is a predicted model, not a curated record.